CUGAGCGCUCAGGAACGUCAUUUGUCCUAUACUUUAGCACAGCAUUAAAAUGCGGCGAGUCUCAUGACCCCCUAAACUAAACUCAAGCGUACUCACCACAACGCCCCCCCCCCCUUCCCCCCAGCGCAUCGUCAUCAUCUGCCAUCAGCUGAUUCAACUCCCACAACCCUUUCCACAACAAACACACGACCCGAGUGAAGCCAACAAAAAGUCGGCUAGGGGCCGUACCGGUGACGGCAGGUACGAUUUCAUCUUCACAAACUGUCUCCGCUGUCAAUAUUUUCGGCGAGGUUGUGUGUUAUGAGCUGAACGGAGUUGACCCGAGCGAGCCGUACGGAGGUUAGGACGCCCCCCAAGAUAGCCCUCGCUCGAUAAACAAUAGCGAGAUUGCCAGAGGCACGUGAGCAGCCGACGCCAGCUUAAGCUCUGCAGUUACUGGCUCCCACAAGGCGCCACAACGACUCCGCUGAGCUCACUAGCCUGGCCAUGGAGUGCGACAUCUGCGUCGACCUCUUCGACGACGCCGAGCUCCUGCCCAAGGUCCUGCCGUGCGGGCACACGGUCUGCUUGCAGUGCCUGCGGCGGCUGCCCGACAGGAGCUGCCCGACGUGCCGCCGGGACUUCGUCGGAUCGUCGGAGGAACUCCCUACUAACUUCACAGUGCUGCAGGCGCUUCAGCAAGGCAAGCAGGACAGUGCUUCCGCCGCCUGUUGCUCGAAGUGCCGCGCCGCCGCUACGCCCUGCUGCUGGGACGAGCACGACGUCCUGCCCGCCAGGAGAGCCUUGAGGCGACAGCUGCAGGGAGCGCUGCAGCAGGCCGCCGAGCAGCUCCAGGGCCUCCAGGACCGGUGCCAGGACGAGCAGGCCCUGCCCGCCCUCACCCUGCUGACCGGCGAGUCCUGGCACGUGACCGUGCGGGGCGGGGACCGCGAGCUGACUGGGACCCUGCGGAAUUCGGAGGACUCCCUGAUCAAGGCCCUGUGGCUCGUACUGGCGGCGAGGGCCGCGCUCACCGAGAGCCGAGCUGGAGCUGAGGAACCACCUGCAGCUGCGCCAUUGCCACCUGCAGCUGCGCCAUUGCCACCUGCAGCUGCACCAUUGCCACCUGCAGCCGGAGGACAUCCCGGACCUGACGAUGCGCAGCCCCCGCGGGAGAUGGAUUUGUACCAGAUCAGUAUAAGUGGACCCGAUGCCCAGCAGCAGGAGAAGGCCGCCGCCCUGCGGGACGCACCAGGGGUGACGCGGCUGGUCCACGUGUACUGCGACAAGGACCCGUCCUGGAACCUCCAGCUGCUGCAGCGCGCUGCGCCCAGUGUGGAGGAGCUGAAACUGAUCUACCCCCGCGAGGCCCACCUGCUCGCGGUGCACGCCAUGCCGCGGCUGAGGAGGCUGAACGUGUUUUCUGCUGACGCGCUGGACGCGCAGCCCCCCGUGCUGCCCGCGCUCCCUCCUGGGACCGCGGCCUGCAGGUGGCUCAAGGUGUUGGGCCUUCCACGCGCCACGACGCAGUCCCUGAUGCGGGCGCACAGCCACUCGCUGGUGGAGCUGCAGCUGACGGUGGGCUCGCCGGGGGACAAGGAGUGGCCUAAGGGCUGCGGGGACCUGCACUCGCUGCUGGAGCAGUGCGGCCUGCGGGCGCUGAGGAGGCUCGUGCUGCGGAGGGUGUUGUGCACGCACAGGGCGGCCCAGUGCGACCAGCAGCGCGCCCAGGUGCGGCGGGUGCUGCCCGGGGCCGAGGUACUGUGGUGAGCAGAGCAGAGCAGAGCGAGGUGAGCAGACAGCAGUGUCGCGGGUGCGCAGAGUGUUCGAGUUCAAGAGGGACUGCGGGAGAGUGUGUUAGGCGCGGCCCUGUGAGCAAGAUCAGAGUCGCGCAUCGAGUUGAAGAUAAAUAGAUAUCUCUCACCCCCAUCUAAAUUAACGCAAAAGUAUGAUAGAUCACAAAAAUGCUCGAUAUUUUCGAACCCUCUUGACUUGUCAAACAACUUUGUCAGGUGCCCAUUAUUCUUUAUGUAUUUAUUGUAUAAUAAUAACUGAUAGCGUGAAGCUCACAAAGAAGUUGGUGAUUGUAAGUUACCACAUGGGGUUUGCAAUCAAUGUCCAGUUCGUAAAAUCACCACAAACCCUUAUAUGGUAUGUAUCUAUCUUAUCUUCAAUGUAGUUUGUAAUUACUGCUCUUUUACAUCUUAAAGGCUAGAAACAAAUUGUAAAUAAAAAUAUUUGUACUAAUUAUCAAACAUGUUACUCUUGCCAUGCAUAUAUGCAAGAUAGUUUUAACUUCUAUUUUGAUUUAUGAUGCUCAUUUCAUUAGUAAAUGCUUUGUUUCCUCGUGCUUUCAUGUGUGUCUGUUAAUUGGUUAUACUUAAUAUUUAUUUAUUCUGUAUGUCCCCUGUCUUUGUAAUGUUAUCUGUAUUUUUCUUUGUUGACAAAGUAAGAUUGUGUGCACUUUGUGUCAAUUUGGUUUUGUAAUUUUUUUGUUGUGGUAUUGAUGUCUCCAAUUGUUGUUUUUAGACUUGUGUGCUUUCCUUGAAAAUGUUUGACUAGUGCUUUGCGAGAAAGAAAUACAUAAACCACUAAACUAUUGUAA
Frankliniella occidentalis (western flower thrips) is the source of this 2584-nucleotide messenger RNA. RefSeq lists its product as uncharacterized. Bases 487 to 1749 code for a protein of 420 amino acids. Gene Ontology annotation, biological process: protein ubiquitination. Gene Ontology annotation, molecular function: ubiquitin protein ligase activity. The record is from RefSeq and is a predicted model, not a curated record. NCBI's taxonomy places the organism in Eukaryota, Metazoa, Arthropoda, Insecta, Thysanoptera, Thripidae. The transcript has 6 exons.